CCAUAUAAAUAUAGAUACGCCCAAGAAGGAUACAGAGGACAGUUGUUUUGCAAAUAGGUCCCUCAAAAACAAAAGAAUUACAAUCAAGCUCCUAGGAACCUCUGCACCUCGAAACCUCCAGAGCCCAAUUUCACCGGUCACCCACCGGGCUCGAACGCCGGCUCGCCUUCUUCCCGAGAUCCGCCGAAGCUCCAUCGCCUCGAGGCUUUAAGAAGAGUCCGAGUAGACACUCAUCCAAACGGAUGAGAUAAAGGCAUUGCCGAUAGCCCGUCGACUGGGGCCGUGCCCCAAGCUCCGACAAUCUUGGACCAAAACUCGCCGCCAACCAUCUUCAGGGGGAACUCAAGCUCGAUCGACUCUCCUACCAUCUGCCGGACCCACAACCGCCGCUGCAUCUUCAAACCAAAACGCCAGCGUACUUACCUCCCUACCGCGACGACAAAUCGUCGGCCGUUGCCUCCAACACAGGAGCUCCACGCUGGAACAGGAGGCUCCACCCUCACAGACCUCGCACCGGCGCCAGAGUGAGCGCCGCUACAGCAGCUUGGCUUGGCCUUUGGCGCUGGGCAAGCAGCAAGCAGGCAGUAACAGUACACGUGGCAUGUGCUGACCGGCGAGCUCAGCAGCACAGGUGAGGGUGUGCGUGUAGCAGCGGGUGGUGUUGGUCUUUGGCACUCUGCAAGGGAGCUCGGCUUCUUGGCGUGCACGCAGCAAGAGCAGCAGCAGCUUUGCCACGCACACUAGGUGCUCGAGAGAAAUUUCCACCAAGCUUUUUGUUGCACUUGUGUGUGUAUUCUUGGUUGUUUUGUAGGUCUUUAUCAAGCGUGUGCGUGUGUGGAAAAUCCAUAGUACGACGUCGUUAAUUUGCAGCUAGUUUCAUCAACGUCCACCAAGUGUUCGAUGAAAUGCUGCACAAGGGUUUUCUCCGCCAAGGUGGUGCGGUUGCAACCAAGGAUGAGUGGAGAAAGGAGCGCGACAAGCUGAACAAGGAUGAUGAAGUUAUUGCAUUUUUGCAUCUUUUGAUGGAAGAAAUCUCUGAAGAAGAUGAACUGCGACACAAGCUUCACAAGAUGAGUAAAGGUAAACUCUCUCAAGGUAUAAUCCGUCUGUUCAUUCGCCUUUGUGCUCAUGGAGAGAUUAUUGCUGAACUUAAGGAAAAUUUGGACAUGUAUAGACUUGAUAGUGUGAAUGCCUCAACUGUUUGCAAGUCAAGCGUACCUUGGCCAUGCAAUUCUUGUGAUGCUUUGCUUGUUGAAAAUGAAAAAUUGAAAAGAGAUUUCUAUCUUGGUGACAAGCAACUCAACUUGACAUUCGUAGAAGAUUACUUGAUGAGAUUUAUAUUGAUUAUGAUGCUUUGAAAUCUGAAAAUGACUUGUUGAAAUCUAAUGCCUCUAUGCCUUGCAAUUCUUGUACUGCUUUAAAUGAUGAUCUUUAUAAGGCUAGAGAUGAAAUUGCUUUGUUGAAGUUAAAUUCUUCUUUACCAUGUGUUUUAUGUGAGUCUUUGUUUGCUGAAAUUAAUGAAUUAAAUUUGACUCACACCACAUGUGUAGAACAAUUUGAGCACGCUAGGGCUCAAAUUAAUGAGAUAAAAUCUUUUCUAGUACUAUAUGCUUUGUGAUGAAAAGUAAUGAUGCU
Panicum virgatum (switchgrass) is the source of this 1635-nucleotide messenger RNA. RefSeq lists its product as uncharacterized. The record is from RefSeq and is a predicted model, not a curated record. The transcript is spliced from 2 exons. The coding region runs from base 906 to 1358 and encodes 150 amino acids. Lineage: Eukaryota; Viridiplantae; Streptophyta; Magnoliopsida; Poales; Poaceae.